AUGGAAACUAAUCAGCAGCCCACUUCAGAAAUCCCCAGCCCCCGGGGGCAGGCUGGAGUGGGGGACAGUUCUGAUCACGAACAGCAAGCUAGGAGUCCAACCUCACAAUCCAGGCUAUACGAGUGCAAUUUCUGCAAGAAAGGUUUCUCAAACGCUCAAGCACUUGGAGGCCACAUGAACAUCCACAGGAAAGAUAAAGCAAAACUGAAACAAGCUUCAAAGGAGAAUCAGAGGUUGAUUGAUGCUCAAGGAAUGCCUAAUAAUCCGUUGACUCCUUCAAGCACUAGUCCUGGAAAUAACAUAGGUAAGCCAUUGGAGUUCACGUCAUCUGCCCAAGUACUAAUGAAAAUCAGCAGUCCCAAGUGGCACUCAUCUGCUUUAGCACCUGAUCAUCUUCGAGAAAAUUAUUCUUAUGAAAGCCACAUGGCAGAGCUAAAACAGCUACCAUUGUUUGUUGAAACAGCAUCAAGUGUGGCCGUCGCGGAGUAUUCGGGUCCAGUAAUACAAGCUAAUUCCGGAAGCUGGCAAGAAGAGUUUAUAUCUGGCCAAGGAUCUUUUGGUGCCGAGUUGGACCUUGAGCUUAGGCUUGGACAUGAGCCUCCGAAAUCAACGGUUGUUACGGGAACAAGAAAGUUCUUCUGA
Messenger RNA from Coffea eugenioides, 642 nucleotides. Its product is annotated as probable transcriptional regulator RABBIT EARS. The transcript has a single exon. The record is from RefSeq and is a predicted model, not a curated record. Bases 1 to 642 code for a protein of 213 amino acids. NCBI's taxonomy places the organism in Eukaryota, Viridiplantae, Streptophyta, Magnoliopsida, Gentianales, Rubiaceae.